Rotaria sp. Silwood1 is the source of this 1059-nucleotide messenger RNA. The record is from the annotation of a GenBank genome assembly. Lineage: Eukaryota; Metazoa; Rotifera; Eurotatoria; Philodinida; Philodinidae.
AUGGCUACCCAUGAAACAAGUCCUAUCGAAUAUUUGUUUAUCGCUCAAUUAGCUGGACUUAAACAAUUUACUAAUCUUUUAUCAUAUGUUCCUCAUCUUUGUCGUUUAUCAAUUGAUCAUUUACAUGGCUAUGAUCAUAAAAAAAUCCAAGUAUUUCCAAAAGUGUUCAAUAAAUUAACACAUGUUUCUCUUAGAUUAGAUUAUAUAACACUCGAUGAAUUUGAACCAAUAAUUAGACAUUUUUUUCAUCAUCUUCAAGUUUUACGAAUUUCUACUGGAGAUGAUCUGGCAUAUUUGAAUGCUAAUCGAUGGCAACAAAUAAUUUUGUCACAUAUGAUUCAUUUACAUAUUUUUGAUUUUCAACAUUCGUAUAAUUUCACGGUCUAUCAUAAUCAAGCUUUUUUUUCUUCUCUAAUCAAACACUUCACAUCUUCAUUUUGGAUCGAACGAGAAUGGUAUUUUGCAAAUCAAUAUCCAAGUGGAGAUGGCUUGAAUUGUGGAAUAUUCUACUCAAUACAAUCGUGCAGGAGAACAGACUACAUAUUAUCGAGCCAACAUGAUCAAAUCGAUGACAAAAAUCAUACUACAAACGAUUUUCCUUUAGUUCGUCAUGUUCAUAUUCAAAAUCAAUCAGCAAUUGAUAAUUGUUCGAUCUAUUUCUCGAAUGCCGAUGAACUUACCAUUUCUGAUAAUGAAUAUAUACCUUGUGAUUCGAUUACAACUAUUCUCAAUCGUAUUGUACUUUUAGAAAAACUUCAAAAAAUAAUUAUCAAUUGUGAGCACUUUUCUUUUGAUAUCGUGGUCAAAAUAUUAUGUUCUACACCGAAUUGUUCUAAAUUAAUACUUCAUUCUCUAUUACUAAAUGAAAUCGAUGGUGUAUCAUUAAAAGAUAAUUCACUGUUUCAAGUGAUAUCAAACAAAAAUAAAAUGAAGGAUCUGACAGUUAAAUCGAUGUGUACGUUUGAAGAAGUUAAAUUAUUUGUAAAACUUUGUCCUCAUGUGCAACAUCUUUCUAUCAAAGUCUCUCAAGAUAACUUUAUAUCGACUAUAAAAUGUUGA